This is a messenger RNA of Gongylonema pulchrum, 441 nucleotides long. NCBI's taxonomy places the organism in Eukaryota, Metazoa, Nematoda, Chromadorea, Rhabditida, Gongylonematidae. The record is from the annotation of a GenBank genome assembly.
AUGGUAUUUUUUAGGGUUCGGCUUCGCGUAGACGAUCGAGAAAUAGCAUCUGGUACUCUUGGAGAUCAGGAAACAAUCGGAAGUGCUGAUUCACAGUUAUUCAUUGGCGGUUUCCCGGAUCGUGUGAAACCAUCCGCCAAUGAAAUGCCAAUCGCUGAGCCCCUUAUUGGAUGUGUUUCCAAUAUAUUCAUUGAUUACCGGCUUGUGCCGAUUAUUCCGGAAAUGCACAUUGCCACAAUCGGUAGCUGCCCGGCGGAACAGAUUUUUGCUUCGCAAACAUCAGAACAACGGGGAGAAGAUGAUGAAGCGCUGCAACUCGAUGAACAGAGCGCUUUUGAGCGAAAGGCGUCGAAACUUUCCCUGCAAAUAACCGAACCGACACUCGCAACCGAGAUGCAGCGUUUGUACGCGGAUGGUAAUGAGCUUAGUGAUAUGAUGUGA